This is a messenger RNA of Habropoda laboriosa, 1536 nucleotides long. RefSeq lists its product as uncharacterized. Gene Ontology annotation, molecular function: protein binding. Gene Ontology annotation, cellular component: membrane. The record is from RefSeq and is a predicted model, not a curated record. The coding region runs from base 1 to 1536 and encodes 511 amino acids. Lineage: Eukaryota; Metazoa; Arthropoda; Insecta; Hymenoptera; Apidae. The transcript is spliced from 9 exons.
AUGAGCAGUUCGAGGAUCUGGAUAUUGGUCCCAUUACUCGUGGCGUCUUCCUCGAGAGUCUACUCGGGGAGCAAUAUUUGCCCCAGAAAGGAGAACUACACGGUCACGUCGAUGGAAACGUACAAGGAGCCGGUUAUCGUGAACACGUUCACCUGGUGCCUGCAGAUCCCGCCCAGGUGCCCCAAGACUCAAACCGAGAUCAGGCAACGAUAUCGCGUUAAGACAGAGAUAAAGAGCAGGGACGUGAACGAAUGCUGCGAAGGCUACAAAGUGAUCUCAUCCGACGACGAAGAGACUGGCAUCAGGUGUGUGCCAUUUUGCGAAAAAUGUCUGUCAGGUGUUUGCAUCUCUCCGAACCAGUGCCAAUGUAUACCUGGCUACAAAGGCGACAACUGUGACACCGCAUGUCCACCAGGCACGUGGGGCUCCGAGUGCAAAGAGAAAUGCAACUGCGCUGAGGACGUGUCUUGCAAUCCCGUAAAUGGACACUGUGUGUGCCCACCAGGAUUACGUGGACAAAUGUGCAACGAGUCGUGUCCUGGUGAUUACUGGGGACCGGAAUGCGCGUUUCCGUGCGACUGUAAGAAUUAUUCAUCGAACAAGUGUCACUCUGAGACAGGUCGAUGUAUCGUCGACGAUGCAACAGAAACGAGAGAAACGGGGAACGAGAAGAACAGCGUUGCUGUGAACUUUACCAUACAUUUUCAGAUAAACGAGGAAGAAUCGUUCUCGAAAAUGUUCGAAAACAGCACGGAAGUAUUUGCCACGGCGAAUAAUAUGGAUAGAACAACGAGACCGGAAGAGACGAGUGUGUCGAGCUCGGAUGAGUCGAGAAUUAGGACGCAGACUCAGGAGGACGGAAACUCGAGUACCGCGAGGCCUGUGAUCGUCUUGGUUUCUGUUCCGGAACGUAGGAGGAAUUUGGAGAAGGACCGGGGAAAAUUUGGUUUGAAGAAUACUUUCGUGAGACACGUGGGUGAUAAUGGGAAUCUGCAUAACGUGGUACAGCAGCCGAAGACUGAUUACGUGAAGAACGUUCAUAAAGACGUGCAACCAGCCCCAAUUCCCCUGGACAUCGCUCUAAUCGUGGUAGCCUCUAUCGUCUCUCUAGGCUUAACAUCAGUGGCCGUAGCGAUGGUCCUCCACAUGCGUUCGAAAUUACUAGAGACCGGCAGAAUCUCUAUCUACGAAGAGAAGAAGAGCCAAGAGAAUCUGAACUCGACGAGGAUCUCUUCGAUAGUCACGGGCACUCUUCCUCAAACUCCAAUUCGCCUGGGACCACUGUUCACCACUACACUCGAGCCGAGAAUGAUGCAGAUGGAUAACAUCGAUCCCUCGGGCAACUAUGCCAACGGGGCAGCUACCAUUGGUCUACGAUUAUCCGGCAAUCUACACGGUUUACUGCAAGAUGAUCAUUACGAUAUACCACCAGCAACGAGAAUACGCCUGCAGAAUGAUUUUGAUACGAACACAGAGCACGUGUAUGCUGAGAUACCUUUACAAUCGAGCCCUUUGAACGGUCGCAAGAACGCGUGA